UUAUUCAGUUUCCCGCCUAUGAGAGGAUACCCCUAUUGUUCCUGAAAAUGCUGACCAGGACCAUACUUCCAGCAAAAAUCCCUCUGCCCCACAACUGCAGCAAAGGCAGGAACAGAAGCAACGGACGAGUGUUUGGAUGAACGGCAAGAUGGAUAGGGCUCGCAGUGCCCCCAGCCCUGCUGAUACCAAAUGCCUUUAAGACACAGCCUUUCCCAUCCUAAUCUACAAAGGAAACAGGAAAAAGGAACUUAAAACUCCCUGUGCUCAGACAGAAACGAGACUGUUACCGCCUGCCUCUGCGCUGUUCCUUCUUGCCUCCAACUUGUAAACAAGGGCUAGAAGACCAUGCGAGUGGGAAGUCGCAAAGCUCUGCGUUUUUGAAAGGCUCCUGGGGACCUCAUGCUCAUCUGUGGACGCUGGAUGGAGAGAUCUGGGGAAGCAUGGACUCUUUAGUUGGCUUACUGCUCUAUGGAGUCGGCUUGCUCCUUUCUGGAACAGUGGACGGUGCCAUGGAUCUGAUCUUGAUCAAUUCCCUACCUCUUGUGUCUGAUGCCGAAACAUCUCUCACCUGCAUCGCCUCUGGAUGGCACCCCCAUGAGCCCAUCACCAUAGGAAGAGACUUUGAAGCCUUAAUGAACCAGCACCAAGAUCCCCUAGAAGUUACUCAAGAUGUGACCAGAGAAUGGGCCAAAAAAGUUGUUUGGAAGAGAGAAAAGGCUAGUAAGAUCAAUGGUGCCUACUUCUGUGAAGGGCGAGUUCGAGGGCAGGCAAUAAGAAUACGAACCAUGAAGAUGCGCCAACAAGCUUCCUUCCUACCAGCUACUUUAACUCUGACUGUGGACAGGGGAGAUAAUGUGAAUAUAUCUUUCAAAAAGGUAUUAAUUAAAGAAGAAGAUGCAGUGAUCUACAAAAAUGGUUCCUUCAUCCAUUCAGUGCCCCGGCAUGAAGUACCCGAGAUUUUAGAAGUGCACCUGCCUCACGCUCAACCCCAGGAUGCUGGCGUGUACUCCGCCAGGUACAUAGGAGGAAACCUCUUCACCUCAGCCUUCACCAGGCUCAUAGUCCGGAGAUGUGAAGCUCAGAAGUGGGGUCCUGAUUGUAACCGUCCCUGUACUGCCUGUAUGAACAAUGGUGUCUGCCAUGAAGAUACCGGGGACUGCAUCUGCCCCCCAGGGUUUAUGGGGAGGACGUGCGAGAAGGCUUGUGAAGUGCACACAUUUGGCAGAACUUGUAAAGAAAGAUGUAGUGGACCAGAGGGAUGCAAGUCUUACGUGUUCUGUCUCCCAGACCCCUAUGGGUGUUCCUGUGCUACGGGCUGGAAGGGGCUGCAGUGCAAUGAAGUGUGCCAGGCUGGUUACUACGGACCAGAUUGUAAGCUCAAGUGCAGUUGUACCAAUGGGGAAAUGUGUGAUCGGUUCCAAGGAUGUCUCUGCUCUCAGGGAUGGCAAGGACUCCGGUGUGAGAAAGAAGGUAGACCAAGGAGGACCCCACAGAUAGAGGAUUUGCCAGAUCACAUAGAAGUAAACACUGGGAUAUUUAACCCCACCUGCAAAGCCUCUGGGUGGCCACUACCCACUAAUGAAGAAAUGACUCUGGUGAAACCAGAUGGGACAGUGCUCCAACCAAAUGACUUCAACCAAACAGAUCAUUUCUCAGUGGCCAUAUUCACCGUCCACCGAAUCCUUCCUCGUGACUCAGGAGUUUGGGUUUGCAGUGUAAACACAGUGGCUGGGAUGGCAGAAAAGCCUUUCAAUAUUUCUGUUAAAGUUCUUCCAAAGCCCCUGCAUGCCCCAAAUGUAAUCGACACUGGACACAACUUCGCCGUCAUCAACAUCAGCUCUGAACCUUACUUUGGGGAUGGACCAAUCAAAUCCAAGAAACUUCUCUACAAACCUGUUAAUCAUUACGAGGCCUGGAGACACAUUCAAGUGACAAAUGAGAUUGUUACACUCAACUAUUUGGAGCCUAGAACUGAAUACGAGCUCUGUGUGCAGCUGGUCCGUCGUGGAGAAGGUGGAGAAGGGCAUCCUGGACCCGUGAGACGGUUCACAACAGCUUCGAUUGGGUUGCCCCCUCCAACAGGUCUCAGGCUUCUCCCAAAAAGUCAGAACGAGCUGAAUUUGACCUGGCAUCCAAUAGUUACAAAUUCAGAUGAUGAAUUUUACGUCGAAGUUGAGAGGCGGUCCACUUCGCAAACAAAAAACGAUCACCAGAACAUUAAAGUCCUCGGGAACCUGACUUCAGUGCUGCUGAACCACCUGAAACCCAGGGAGCAGUACAUUGUCCGAGCUAGAGUCAACACCAAGGCCCAGGGGGAGUGGAGUGAAGAUCUCACCGCGUGGACCCUUAGUGACAUUCCCCCUGUUCAACCAGAAAACAUCAAGAUCUCCAACAUCACAGACUCCUCAGCCGUGGUUUCUUGGACAAUAGUGGAUGGCUAUUCUAUUUCUUCCAUUAUCAUCCGCUACAAGGUUCAGGAUCAGAAUGAAGAUCAGCACAUCGAUGUGAAGAUCAAGAAUGUAACCAUCAAUCAGUACCAGCUUAAGGGCCUAGAGCCCGAGACCACCUAUCAAGUGGACAUCUUUGCUGAGAACAACAUAGGAUUGAGUAACCCGACCUUUUCUCACGAACUGGUGACUCUCCCACAAGAUCAAGCCUCUGCAGACCUUGGAGGAGGGAAGAUGCUGCUUAUAGCCAUCCUUGGCUCGGCUGGGAUGACCUGCCUGACCGUGCUGUUAGCCUUCCUGAUCAUGUUGCAGCUGAAGACAGCAAAUGUCCAAAGGAGAAUGGCACAGGCCUUCCAGAACGUGAGAGAAGAACCAGCUGUGCAGUUCAACUCAGGAACUCUGGCCCUGAACAGGAAGGCCAAAAACAACCCGGAUCCCACAAUUUAUCCCGUGCUUGACUGGAAUGACAUCAAGUUUCAAGAUGUGAUUGGGGAGGGCAACUUCGGCCAGGUUCUGAAGGCACGCAUCAAGAAGGAUGGGUUGCGGAUGGACGCUGCCAUCAAGAGGAUGAAAGAAUAUGCCUCCAAAGAUGACCACAGGGACUUCGCAGGGGAACUAGAGGUUCUUUGUAAACUUGGACACCACCCAAACAUCAUCAAUCUCUUGGGGGCCUGUGAACAUCGAGGCUACUUGUACCUGGCCAUCGAGUACGCCCCCCACGGAAACCUCCUGGACUUCCUGCGCAAGAGUCGAGUCCUGGAGACAGACCCUGCCUUUGCCAUCGCCAACAGCACGGCUUCCACGCUGUCCUCCCAGCAGCUCCUUCAUUUUGCAGCAGACGUGGCACGGGGGAUGGACUACUUGAGCCAAAAGCAGUUUAUCCACAGGGACCUGGCCGCCAGGAACAUUCUAGUCGGUGAAAACUACAUAGCCAAAAUAGCUGAUUUCGGAUUGUCACGAGGUCAAGAAGUGUAUGUGAAAAAGACAAUGGGAAGGCUCCCGGUGCGCUGGAUGGCAAUCGAGUCACUGAACUACAGCGUAUAUACAACCAACAGUGAUGUAUGGUCUUAUGGUGUAUUGCUCUGGGAGAUUGUUAGCUUGGGUGGUACCCCCUACUGUGGGAUGACAUGUGCAGAACUCUAUGAGAAGCUGCCCCAGGGCUACAGGCUGGAGAAGCCGCUGAACUGUGAUGACGAGGUCUAUGAUCUGAUGAGACAGUGCUGGAGGGAGAAGCCUUACGAGAGGCCAUCGUUUGCUCAGAUACUGGUGUCCUUAAACAGGAUGUUAGAAGAACGGAAGACUUACGUGAACACCACGCUGUAUGAGAAGUUUACCUAUGCUGGAAUUGACUGCUCGGCUGAAGAAGCAGCCUAAAAUGGAACACCUUCAUCUGCAAUUACUGUUCCUUCCACUGGCCGGAAAGAGCUGAUACCUGCACUAAGCAAGCUGCCCUCUGCCGAGAGACGUGACGAGGAAGUGUGUGCACUGCUGUUUGCCCUUCAACACAGAGCCCAUGUGGAUCUGCAGUGCGAGCUGGCUCAAAUAUGACUGUAUAUACUGCUCCAGGAAAGAAUGUGCUGAAGUCAGAAUGCCUGUUUGUGGUUUCAUAUAAUAUAUUUUUCUAAAAAUGUGGACUGCAUAGGAAGGUGUGAGUGCAGUGACUAUUGCAUAACUCGUUCUUGUCCUAGAUGUUUUUGAUAUUUACCUUUAUAGUUGAAUGCUGUAAAAUGUUUUGCCGUGUAUACAUAAAAUACUGUAUAAACCACCACUCCCUUGAUAGUGCAGCGAGGGUAAUGUAUGAAUUGUAAUAGAAUGUGGGUGCUGCCUAAGAAGCUGGGCACUCCGAGUGGGAACAGAGAUCCUCUCACCUCUGCCCCUCGCCUGCAGAAUCCGGCUCAUUUGGUCAUAUUUUGUCCUGGGCUUCUACAACAUGAAUCAUUCCAAAAUGUUAACAUCUGGGAAAUUUCUUUGAAGACUAAGCACCUUUAGAGAAGCUUAAGUAAGGUCAGUAAAUACAUUAGUGGGGCUUGCUUUUAGUUUCUCUGGUAAUAUGUUGUAUAUUUUAAGAAAUAAAACUAGAAAUUCAGGAGUAA
This is a messenger RNA of Nannospalax galili (Upper Galilee mountains blind mole rat), 4540 nucleotides long. RefSeq names its product TEK receptor tyrosine kinase (gene Tek). Gene Ontology annotation, molecular function: transmembrane receptor protein tyrosine kinase activity; ATP binding; protein binding. The transcript has 23 exons. Gene Ontology annotation, biological process: angiogenesis; protein phosphorylation; multicellular organism development. Gene Ontology annotation, cellular component: plasma membrane; signaling receptor complex. The coding region runs from base 441 to 3821 and encodes 1126 amino acids. Lineage: Eukaryota; Metazoa; Chordata; Mammalia; Rodentia; Spalacidae. The record is from RefSeq and is a predicted model, not a curated record.